This is a messenger RNA of Castor canadensis (American beaver), 7640 nucleotides long. The record is from RefSeq and is a predicted model, not a curated record. NCBI's taxonomy places the organism in Eukaryota, Metazoa, Chordata, Mammalia, Rodentia, Castoridae.
CGCGCGCGCGUUUCGCUCCGCGCCCCACUGCGCGCGCCUCCUCCUGGGCCCUACUGCGCGCGCCCCUGGCCCCGGGGUGAGCGGGUGCGGGGCUGCGGUGGCCUGAAGUCUGGCCCCCGGGGUGAGCGGGUGCGGGGCUGCUUGCCCUGACCCUCGGUGGCAUCUCAGGUUGUGGGGCGAGGGGGCCGGGCAGGCGCGGGGCGGCCGCAGGGCUGGACUUGGCCUUGAGCCCUUCCCGAGCGCCCCGGCGCAAUCCGAGCGCCGGUGAGGCGCGGGCCCGCGUGACGCACGCACCUGCUGGGGCGGUGGCCCUGCGGAAGAGGAGGCGUGAGCCGGGGUCGCAGGCCCGAAAGCCCCCGGGAGCGAACCCUGCCCGCCAGCCCGCUCGCCCCGGCCACUUCCCGGAGGAGCUGCGGGCUCUACCGAGCGAGAUGAAGUAAGCUGCCACCCCCGCCCCCGCUUGCUCUCCAGCUGAGUUAUUUAUAACCCGACGGUCAGCCAGCCGGCCUGGAGCCUGGCCAAGGAGGUAGCAGGGAUCCCCAGGCACUGUGCUCGCCGGAGUCGCCACCCACCCGCCCGCUGUCGCCUCUUAGACUCCGCGCCCGUGCCCUCCUUCCGCAGAAUAAAGGAAUCGCCACCGUCCACAGAGCCUGAGGGCUCGGUGCGGUUUGGUGGCCGGUCACUAGAAGGCGGCCAGGCUCCUCCCAGGGGGCCCAACGCGCCCCAUUCCUUAGGCUUCCCGGAACGACAUCCGAUGCGUGGGAGCCCCGAGCUUUCCCACUGCUUAAGCUUUGGCCUGUGCUCUCGGGUUUCAGACAGCGUUUCCAACACACCACCCAGUGAGUGAUUUUCCAGAGGUAAACCUCGCUGGGUCUCUGCACAGUCUUGAAUGCUUAGCCAGAAACGAGAACUCUGGAGACAUCUUAAGGCUAAGAUCGUUGCACUCCCCCCACCCCCAUCCCCAGAGCAUGGCUCGUGGGGGGUAACAUGACAGAUUGGACAUAGUCUAGACUACGUUCUACAGUCUCUGCAGCGGUGCAUGAUAAAGUCUUUGAGUUUGUGAGGCUAAUCUUUUAGUGAAUUUUGGAAACACCCAAGAUAAGAGUGCUGCGUCUAGCAUGAGCAGAGGAUUUGGGGUGGUUUUUGUUUCGUUUUGUUUUGCUUUUUUCAGUACUGGGGUUUGAACUCAGGGUUCAAGCUUGCUAGGCAGGUGCUCUACUGCUUAAACAGUGCCUCCAGCCCUUUUUGCUGUGGUUAUUUUUGAGAUAGAGUCUCACUUUUUGCUAAGUGGGUGUGGAUCACCAUUUUCCAUCACUACCAGCUUUUUCUAUUGAGAUGGAAUCUCAUAAACUUUUUGCUGUGACUGGUCUCAAGCCACAAUCCUCCCAACCUCAGCCUCCUGCGAAGCUGGGUUGACAAGUGGGAGCCAUGUCUCCUAGCUGUUGAGUAGGGCUUAUUUUUGAGAAUUUUUGGCAUAACGGUUUCUUUGAAAUACAUGAUGGCUCAACACAAAGCCAUAGUGAGUAUAGGCAGGAAUUUGUUUUUACCCAAAGAGUAGAGUUUAAGUUACUGUUAUUCUGUGGAUAGUUCUGGGUCAUUUAAAAGGGAAACCUGUAAGCAAACACAGGGAAAGGGAAAGUUUCCUUUGGUCACCUGUUUGAACAAGGCGAAAUGUCCUUGCUUUACAGCCCAGAGCAAUUAAGCAAAGAGCUUAGGGCAACCCUAAGCCUGAGUUAGAGCUUACUCUUUUUAUUCUUUGGUAUGUAUGUAUUUAUUUUUGGCAGUUCUGAGGAUCAAACCCAGGGCUUCAUGCAUGCUGGCCAAGCAGUCUACUACUGAGCUACAGACCCAUUCCUUAUUCUUUACUCUUCCUGCCACAUGAGAAACUCAAAGGGAGUGCAAAGAUCCCAGCAUCGGAUCCCUUUUUCAUCACUAUGAUUGCAGGUCCAAUAAGCUGUCAUGAGCCAUUCCUUUGCUGCUGCUGCUUUUCUCCUCCUCCUCUGAAUACUGGGAAUUGAACUCAGAGCCUUUCUCUGCCACUUGAGUCACACCCUAGUCCUUUUAAUUUCUUUUUCCCAUACAGUCUCAUGCUCUCUACCUGAGCUGGCCUCAGACUGUGAUCUUCUUUAUGUCUGUCUCUGGAAUAGCUGUGAUUAUUGCUGUACACACCCCACCCUGCCUCCUUAGCAUAUUUUUCUGUUGUGAGAUGGUUUAUUGGUUUUACAGGCAUUCCGAGAAGGUGGUAAGAAGCGCCUUGUUCAUGCUGGUGAUGUGCAGAGGUGGAACUGACACUUUUUGAGUGCUUACUGCUUGCCAAGCAUUUCCAUAAGUGCCAUACUCCCCUUAUCUCCUCAUCGGCUUGUUUUCCCACUCUGUGGUUAAGGUACAAAGGUUAAAUAACUUGUCGGAGGUCACCCAGCUGCUCAGAGACAGGGCUAAGAGUUGAAUCCAAGGCUCUCUCGCUUAGCCAGCUCUCCAGAAACUAACCUGAGGGCCUUCCAGAUUUUACCAGAGCUUUUUAAUGUCAGAAGGAGGGAGGGGGAAUCACUGUUAGGCAAAGUGGAUGUGUGGCCAGAGCAGCUGUGUCCUGGAGCAGAGCUGCUGCCCACUGGCUAGUUUGUGUGAGAGAACUAGCCUGUCCAGCCAAAACCCCUAUUGGUCCAGUCUUGGAGAGGAGCAGAACCAUUAUCUACACCAAGACAGUGAUUACAGUUUUGCCAUUUGGAGAUAUAACCACACAUUCUACAGUAGGAGGGAAGCUAACUUUCCAUCUGGACUGCCAUACUCACAUCCUGUCCUCUCUAAGCUGUCUGGCCCCCUCGGGAAGUUAUUCUGCCUUGUAAGCCUUCUUUCUUCUCUACUCACUGCUGAACAUGGGGUCACAGUAGUACCUACCUCAUGGCUUGUGGUGAGGAUUAAAGGGUAUGAUGCCUGUCAUAGCCUAGCGUUUGGCAUAUGGCUAAGUGCUCAAUAAAUAGCUCUUAUUACUUAACAUUUUGUUACAAGUAAUAAGCAGCUGCUGAUGCCCAAAAUCACCAUCGGAGCUUUUUCCUCCAUGCAGUCAUUCAGAUGUAUUUGUUGAUUUAGUUCCUUCAGCAACUGCUUCUAGAGUGUCCUCUGUGUGCUAGGCAUGCUUUGGGUAAUGGAACUACUUUAGGAAACAAAACAAAGAAGAAUCCUAUGCCUCCUCCCUGACUUACCUUCUGGGGCAGGGGAGGGAAGGAGUGGUGGACAAUAAGCAAGAUAAAUGUAGUUUUCAUAGGGUAUGUUAGAAAGUGAUAGCUCUACAGAGAGAUAUAAGGCAGGAGAGGAGGGCUGAGGGUGUGAGAUGGAGGUGGCUGGUUUACAGUUUAUUGAAGUGCCCUGAGAAAGCCUUACUGAGCUAUUGAUGGCUCAGUAAAGAGCUAAGGUGAAUGAGGGAGUAAUCAGGUGGACCACUGCUGGGAAAAGUAGGCCAGGCAGAGAGCACAGUGAGUACAAAGGCGCUGAGGCAGAAGAAUGAGCAGCUAGAGUCUGAAGAGGGGCAGAUGAGAAGAAGAGAUCAGAGGGAUGGGCAGGAGGGUGAGAUGUGUAGACCCUGAAGGUCACCGUGAUCCCUGAGCUCAGCUCCCUAGGGACUAGAGGUAAAUGCAGGAGGUCACGAGGGAGGUUCCCAAGUAAUCCAGACAGAGACCAUGGUGGAGUGGAAGAAGGUGAUGAGGAGCAGUUGUAUCCUAAAUAAAUUUUGAAGAUAGAUACUAUAGGAUUUGCCAAGAGAUCUGACCAUCCCAAGGUUUGCGACGUGAUCACCUGGAAGGAUGGAGGCUGGGGGAACUGCACUUGAAGCAGGCACUCAGGCACUUGGAAGAUGCUCACAGUGGCUGUGUGCAUGGCCCUUCUGGGCUGCCUGCAAGCCCAGGCACUCCAGGGACAUGUCUCCAUAAUCCUGCUGGGAGCAACUGGGGACCUGGCUAAGAAAUACUUGUGGCAGGGGCUGUUCCAGUUGUACCUGGAUGAGGCAGGGAAGGGCUAUAGUUUUAGCUUCCAUGGAGCCGCCCUGACGCCCCCCCAGCAGGGCCAAGAGCUCAUGGCCAAGGCCCUGGAAUCCCUCUCCUGCCCCAAGGACAUGGCACCUGGUCACUGUGGCAAACUCAAGGAGCAGUUCCUGCAGCUGAGCCAGUACCGACAACUGAAGACGGAUGAACACUAUCAGACUCUGAGCAAGGACAUUGAGGCACAGGUCCAGCGGGAAGGCCUCCGAGAGGCCGGCAGGAUUUUCUACUUCUCGGUGCCGCCCUUUGCCUAUGCAGACAUUGCCCGUAGCAUCAACAGCAGCUGCCGGCCAGGCCCAGGCGCCUGGCUGCGGGUUGUCCUUGAAAAGCCCUUUGGCCACGAUCACCGCUCAGCCCAGCAGCUAGCCACAGAACUAGGAAGUUUUUUUCAAGAAGAGGAGAUGUACCGGGUGGACCAUUACCUGGGAAAGCAGGCUGUGGCUCAGAUUCUGCCCUUCCGGGACCAGAACCGCAAAGCCUUGGAUGGCCUCUGGAACCGGCACCACGUGGAGCGGGUGGAGAUCAUCAUGAAGGAGACUGUGGAUGCAGGAGGCCGCACCAGCUUCUACGAGGAGUACGGUGUCAUCCGGGACGUUCUGCAGAACCACCUGACGGAGAUCCUCACGCUUGUUGCCAUGGAGCUGCCGCACAACACCAGCAGCUCAGCGGCUGUGCUGGAGCACAAGCUGCAGGCCCUCCGGGUCAUACAGGGCCUGCAGAAGGGCAAUGCUGUUCUGGGCCAGUACCGGGCCUACAGUGGGCAGGUGCGUCAAGAGCUGCAGAAGCCGGAGGGCUUCCUCAGCCUGACGCCGACCUUUGCAGGCGUCCUAGUUCACAUGGACAACCUGCGCUGGGAGGGCGUUCCUUUCAUCCUGAUGUCUGGCAAGGCCUUGGAUGAGAGAGUGGGCUACGUUCGGAUCUUGUUCAAGAACCAGGCAUAUUGUGUCCAGAGUGAGAGCCACUGGGCCUCAGAGCAGAGCCGAUGUCUGCCCCGGCAGAUCAUCUUUUACAUUGGACACGGUGAGCUGGACCACCCUGCCAUCCUGGUCAGCCGGAACCUGUUCAGGCCCUCUCUGCCUGCCCAGGGCUGGAAGGAAGUUGAAGACCAGCCUGGGCUCCGCCUUUUUGGCCGCCCUCUGUCUGAUUUCUACGCCUACAGCCCCGUGAGGGAGCGGGAUGCUUACUCCAUCCUCUUACCCCGUAUCCUCCACUGCCAAAAGGAGUCCUUCAUUACCACAGAGAACUUGUUGGCCUCCUGGGUCUUCUGGACCCCCUUGCUGGACAGUGUGGCCCAUGAAGUUCCACGCCUCUACCCAGGGGGAACAGAGAAUGGUCAUCUGUUGGACUUUGAGUUCAAUGGUGGCCACUUGUCCUUUUCCCAGGAGCAGCCUGAGCAGCUGGUGCCAGGGCCAGAGUCUGUCCCGAGGCCCAGUGACUUCCAGGUCCUCAGGGCCCGGUACCGCGAGAGCCCACUGAUCUCGGCCUGGCCUGAAGAGCUAAUCUCUAAGCUGGCCAGUGACAUUGAGGCCACUGCAGUGCAGACAGUGCGGCUCUUUGGCAGAUUCCACCUGGCACUCUCGGGUGGCUCCAGCCCCAUUGCCCUGUUCCAGCAGCUGGCCACAGGGCACUAUGCCUUCCCCUGGGCCCACACACACCUGUGGCUGGUCGACGAGCGCUGCGUCCCUCUCUCAGACCCAGAGUCCAAUUUCCAGGGCCUGCAGGCUCACCUGCUACAGCACAUCAGGGUCCCUUACUACAAUAUCCACCCCAUGCCUGUGCACCUGCAUCAGAGGCUCUGUGCCGAGGAAGACCACGGUGCCCAGACCUACGCCAACGAGAUCUCAGCCCUGGUGGCCAAUAGCAGCUUUGACCUGGUGCUGUUGGGUAUGGGCACAGAUGGGCACACUGCCUCUCUCUUCCCACAGUCGCCCACUGGCCUGGACGGCGAGCAGCUGGUGGUGCUGACCGAGAGCCCCUUCAGGCCACACCACCGCAUGAGCCUCAGCCUGCCCCUUAUCAACCGUGCCAAGAAGGUGGCCGUCCUGGUCAUGGGCAGGACAAAGCGUGAGAUUACCAUGCUGGUGAGCCGCGUGGGUCAUGAGCCAAAGAAGUGGCCCAUCUCAGGUGUGCUACCUCGUUCUGGCCAGCUGGUUUGGUACAUGGACUACGAGGCCUUUCUGGGAUGAUGGGGCACCCUUGCCCUUGUUCACUCUCGGCCUUUCUUUCACAUGCUGUCUUCUUUCCCUUCCUUGUAUCCCUCCUCCUCCCACAACCAAUCUGCCCAGUGUGCUCCUGAUGUCUGGACCUCAGUGCCCAGAGUCAGACCCCAGAGAGGAUAGGAUCAGGACUUGUCCCAGCCCCUUGGACAAUCCUUCCUGUGUGGUUGUGAUGGGUAGAAACAAGGCACAGUGGGGUGGGAUCUCUGCUCUUGAGAUGCUCUUACUGCAGGACAGGAGAGAAAAAGACCCCAGCAGUUAGAAAAUAAGACGAGGUGGGCCAGGGUUGAUCAGGGGAGGCAAUCCUCAAACUACCUCCUGUGGAGAAGAGGGGCCUGGGGUUCUCAUGGGGUGCAGAGCCCUGUGCCAAGCAAGGAGGCUGGAGACCAUCCCCAGACUAAGCCUCCUUCAGUGUGCCUUACUUUAGCCUCUGUGCCAUCAGCUGGCUGCCCAGGCCUUCCAGGUAGCUUCCAUUGUCCAGGGUCCUCUGCCCUUUGGGUUUUCAGUCCCUUCACUGAUGCUCUGCUGUAACAGUAACAGAUAUGUCAAAAGGUCCUCCGACACCUAGGCUAUUUGGGAUUCCCUUCCUCCUUGAGAACUGCUCUGCUUGGGAAUCGUCCCCACCUUCCUCAGGGUGGACCCCACCCUCUUCCUGCUCCUCUCUGGAGCAGGUCUCCUUCCAUGAAGCGCAAUGAUAUACAAGGGCCAGGGGACCCCAUUGCAGGGGUCCCUAGUUUGAGAGGGUCACUUACACACGGGACCCUUCAGUGGGUGUUUUCACUUCAUUUCCUCAUGUUUUACCAUAAAUCAUUCUCUGAUGGAGGAGGAUGUAGCAUCAAGUGACAAGCCAUCAGGCCUGCCUGUUUGAGCAAGUGAUGCUCACAGCCUUUCCAGGGCUCGUGUGGCUGACCCCCACAGGCUGCAGCCUGCCUUCCUCACACCACCUCUCAAGCCUGGCAACUUCUCUCCUGCCCCUCCCAGCUCACCACCAAUGGCCUGCCUAAGAUUUUGGGGAAGUGAGUAGGCAAUCCCUUGGGUAGCAUAGGGAAGGUCUUCUGUCUUGAGGAUCUGCAGGACAGUAACAUCUGUUUUAGGAAACCUCCAAGAGGAGGCUCUGAAAUUCUUUUUAAGAAGGCCAACAACAAAAAGUAAAAUUCCUUGGCUGAGUAUGGUGGUUCGUGCCUGAAACCCCAGCUACUGGGAAGGUGGAGAUCAGGAAUAUCACCAUUCCAGGUCACCGCACAAAAGUUAGCAGGAGCCCAUAUCAGCAAACAAGCCAGUCAUGGUGGCUCAAGCCUGUGAUCUUAGCUAUAAGGGAAACAUAAGUAAGAAGGGCUGAGGCCAGCCCUGGGCAAAAACAUAAGAUCCUAUCCGAAAAAUAACUAAAACAAAA